AAUUCGUUUUCAAUGAGUUAUUAUUGAAAAAUAUCAUUAAUGGUUAUACUCUUCAAUUUGCUCAAUUAUAUUUUAAAAACCUGUAUAUAAAAUUUAAUCCAGAAAUAUGAAUCGCAUAUAUAAAUGAGUGGCAAUACAAAUAGCAUAUCAAUGAAGGAAUUAUGUUGUCUAUUUUGUUGUCCACCUUUGCCGUCACGUAUUGCUGCAAAGCUAGCAUUUUUACCACCAGAGCCAACAUAUACAUUGACAUCAAAUUUAGACAAAAAAUUAUGCAAUGAUAAUAAUGAAAUAAAGCAAUAUGACAAAGAUUCAGAAAAUAUAGGCAUUCAGGAUCAAACCCAAGUUACUAUUUUACUUGAUGCUACACUAAUGGAUCAAAAUAUAACACAAAAUAAGAUUAAUACGGAUGCCGCUAUUACGUCCGCUUCCCCCCUAGUAGCUCACUUCAACCUUCCGAAUCCUCAAACUAAUCGGGUUCAAAAAUUAACGGAACUCAUAGCUAACAGAUGGGGAAAUUUGUCUCGGCCUCUCUUGAACCUGACUACCAACUCCCUGGGCAAAAGAUCUAAAGAAAAUGUCCUGCCCAAUAACACCACCAUCAAUUCCGCGAUGAUGAAAGAGUUGGAGAUGGAGAAAGAAUUCCCCAGUUACGGCAUCCACUUGAAAAACAGGGCAGAAUGGCAAUACUCGGCCCAAGAGUUGGACAGACUCGACGCUUUUACCACGGUCACCAGCCGGGGCUCGGUGAUACCGUGUUUGAUGGUUUGGUGUGGCAAAUCCCUGGGCAAGAAGGUCAAAGAAAACUCAACCAUUGUCGCGCCUCCCGAAAAUAAUGCCCUGGAAAAUGAGGGUUAUAAAGCACCAAAUUACCCCGAAAUCGAAGAGAAAUGGCGGGAUAUGUUGGACCUGAAGAUGAAUUUGAUCAACUCGGCCGAUCUGCCCAUUCAUUCCGACCUUUUUAACUCCACGAUGAUGGCAUCUCCUUACAACGCCGAUCGUAAAGUGGGCAAAACAAAAUCCCGCCCGCCACCCGACGCUUCCAAUGACCGACCCAACGAAUGGGACGGAAUCAGGAAAGAACGGCAUAUAACCCUACCACGAAAUCAAAAACGCCAUUACCAUCCCUGCAAGUACACCAUCCUUUUCAGCCAUGGGAAUGCGGUGGAUUUGGGUCAAAUGUCCGGCUUUUUCCUAGCGCUGGGCUCGAAAUUGGGUGCUGACGUUUUUGGAUACGAUUACACCGGAUACGGUUGUUCGACCACUAAUCGCGCGAGAUCUAUUUCCGGUAUUAAAAACGGACUCUUGGGGUUGAAUGAUAGCGGACCCAACCGAAAACGUAGGUAUAGCGGAUUCUGUGGUGGUAAAGUUGUCAGACCUUCCGAAGCAGAUCUAUAUUCCGAUGCCGAAGCAGCUUGGCGUGCGUUGCUGAUUCGCUAUGACUUGACCCCUCAGCAGGUAGUUCUGUACGGCCAAAGCAUAGGUACCGUCCCUACCAUCCAUCUAGCCGGUUUGCCUCCUUCUCCUACAUCCAGCCCUUCAGAUCUCCUCACAUCAUCUAGGUUCGCGGCCGGAGUUGUCCUUCAUUCACCCUUGGUUUCUGGGCUCAGAGUAGCUUUCCCUUUCCUCACUCAAAUCAACCAAAAUUCGCAGCACGCUAAUCAUGUUGGUAACGAAGAUAAUCUUGGCGGUCAAAAUCACCUCAUAGAUGGUGCACCACAUGCUCAAGACAACCCUCAGGAUCCUUCCGCUACCAUCGCCGAUAUCCUCCGCCCGCUUCCCAAAUGGGCCUCGCGGCUUGACGCUUUUUACACUCCUGACCAUGCACGCCGAGUGGCGUCCCGUCACGUGCUCAUCAUACACGGAACAGCCGAUGACGUUAUCGAUUGCGGUCAUGGCCGAGCUCUUCACUCCUUGCUGCCCCGACCCGCCCUGCCCCCACUUUGGGUUCCUGGGGCCGGUCACAAUGAUAUAGAAAGCCGACCGGAGUACCUGAACAGACUCAAGAAGUUUUUUAGCGAGGAGCUCGGGUGAACAUGUGACAAUAACCACCCCUCUCCCACCAAUUUUGAUUCAUAAUCCCUUCCUUUUAUUAUACCCCGUCGAAUAUCCCGCACUGUUCAGUACGUAAUCUUAAACCUACAAGGACUAGGCUCAAUUGAUUCUAAUGGGUGAAAUUGAAAACAUGAUACCAUUGUACACCACCUGAUAAUAUGAAAUUUUAUAUAAAACUAUUAUUGGAUACAUAAAAUAUCGCACAAUAUGUGAGACUACACAUUUUUCUGGCCCUUGGUCUUUAUUAUGCAGAUUAUGACACAUGGCGAGAAUAUAUCAUAAAGCUUGGGAAGGGGUUAAGAUUUAUUAUCAUGUUUUUUUUUAAAUUAUCUUUCCGCAUCACAGAUGCAAUUUGACAUUAUUUAUCUAUUGAUUUUUCAAUCAUUCAAAAUGCGUGAUAAUAAAUCAAAUCAAUUUAUUGAUUUGUACAUAAAUUUAUCUUAUUUUUCUAAUUUUUUUAUUGUUCUUAUACUUUUACAUUUUCUUUGUGC
Gordionus sp. m RMFG-2023 is the source of this 2543-nucleotide messenger RNA. RefSeq lists its product as uncharacterized. NCBI's taxonomy places the organism in Eukaryota, Metazoa, Nematomorpha, Gordioida, Chordodea, Parachordodidae. Gene Ontology annotation, cellular component: endosome membrane; plasma membrane. The record is from RefSeq and is a predicted model, not a curated record. The transcript is spliced from 7 exons. The coding region runs from base 124 to 2031 and encodes 635 amino acids. Gene Ontology annotation, molecular function: palmitoyl-(protein) hydrolase activity. Gene Ontology annotation, biological process: protein depalmitoylation.